CUCUUUAUCUUGAUUCUACAGGCACAGGUGAUUUAACUAUUAAUGUUUUAGCAGAACUCAAUCACUUACAACAUCAAACACUUUUUACUAAUUUUUUAAGAUGUGAAAAAUGUAGAAUAGAAGAAUUUGAAACAGAAGAACUCAAAAAUGAAAUAGUUGAAAAUGAUGAACUUAUUGUCUCUUAUAGUAUUGGAAUAACAGAACUUGAUAAUUUAUAG
Messenger RNA from Racocetra fulgida, 218 nucleotides. The record is from the annotation of a GenBank genome assembly. NCBI's taxonomy places the organism in Eukaryota, Fungi, Glomeromycota, Glomeromycetes, Diversisporales, Gigasporaceae.